AUGGGACCCAGUGUGCCCCACCUGGCCGGCACGCUGCGCUCCAAGACGGUGGUGGUGGUGGAGACGGCGCGUCAGUGGGCCGACAUCAGCGGACAGCUGAGGAGCCGCUGCGCCGCUGCUCCCGUCCUGGGGUUCGACUGUGAGUGGGUGACGCGCGGCAGCGAGCGCCGUCCGGUGGCGCUGCUGCAGCUGGCGACGCUGAAUGGCCUCUGCGUGCUGGUGCGACUCUGCCGACUCGGCCCGCACGUGCCCGACGACCUGAAGGCCCUGCUGCGCGACCGCUCCGUGCUGAAAGUGGGCGUGGCGUGUCUGGAGGACGGCGCCCUGCUGCUGGGGGACCACGGCUUGUCGGUGCGCGGCUGUCUGGACCUGCGCCACCUGGCCGGCCGGCACCCGGACAAGGCGCGGCUGCUGGCCCGGCCCGGUCUGGCCUCGAUGGCCGCCCUCCUUCUGGACGUGCAGUUGAGCAAGAGCCGCCGGCUGCGCUGCAGCAACUGGGGGGCCGAUCAGCUGACCGACGCGCAGCAGGGCUACGCCGCCAACGACGCGCUGGUGGGAGCGCUGCUGUUCCAGGCGCUGCUGCAGCCGCGCGUGCCCGAGCUGAACGCCGAGAGCUGGCCGCGUGUCCUCGCCGCCUGCCAGGGGCUCGUCGACUGCAAGUACAAGCCGAGCCACAGUCUGCGGGCCGGGGCCGACCUGACGGUGGAGCCGCCGCCGGCGACGGCGCGACCCGCCGGUCGGCCCGUGCCCACCUCCUACCAGCAGAGCAAGCAGGCGGACCGGGCGUACUCGCUGCGCAAGACCCAGCUGUACGACAACGCCCGGCUGGUGGCGCCCGACGACCAGCCGCUGAGCGUCGUCGAGAACACCAAGGCCAGAUGGUACGUGCAGAAGGGUCUGGGUGACGUCAUUCAGGAGGAGCCGCUGGUGGUGAAGCUGCGCUUCGAGCCAGCCGGUCGACCCCAGCUGGAGGGCGAGCAUGGACACUACUACCUUCAGGAGAAGGACAAUUGCUGUGUCAAGUGCGGAGCGAGCGACGGGUACGUCAAGAAGAAUAUUGUGCCACAGGAAUACCGCAAACACUUUCCAGAGAUCAUGAAGUCGCACCAGUCACACGACGUGCUGCUGAUGUGCCUGCCGUGUCAUCAGCAGAGCAACUGCCUGGACCUGGCGCUGCGCCACCAGCUGGCGCUCGAGUGUGGCGCCCCCAUCGGCACCGAGACGGACGUCAAGGUCCGCGAGGACAAGGACCUGCGCCGGGUGAAGUCGGCUGGCCGCGCCCUGCUCAAGAACCGCGACAAGCUGCCGCUGGAGCGGGCCGCCGAGCUGGAGCAGGUGAUCUGCGGCUACUACGGCGUCGAAGACGUCACCGAUGGCGUGCUGCAGCGGGCGGUGGACGUCAAGACCAACCGCCUGAACGACGAGUACGUGCCGCACGGUGAGGCGGUGUACCGGCACUUCUGCAAGCUGGGCCUGGUGCAGCUGGAGCGGCGCUGGCGCCAGCACUUCCUCGACUCGAUGCGGCCGGCGCACCUGCCGCGACUCUGGAGCGUCGACCACAACCACGCCAAGAUCCGCUGGAAGAUACGACGCGCCGACUGGCCGGCCGAGGUCAAGGCCGACGUCUGGCGACGGUGCAUCGGCACGGCCUUCGAGAAGGGCGAAGCGGACGACGAGGGGCCGAGCGAGGGCGAGGCGUGAUGGCGCGAAGGAACAGUGCCGGAGGAGGCAGAAUGUAGCGCGAGCAGUGAUAGGGCGGUGCAGAGGCGCAGCGUGAGAAUCGCUGACGACGGUGGAAGCGCUGGCGGUGUUGGAAGCUGGUGGCCGGUGGGCGGUGCCGGGAAGCCGCUGGCCGGUGAGCGGUGUGGUCGCAGGAUGUGUCGAGAGGGCUGGAGUGAGCGGGGCGUGGCCACGUGGUCCAGUGGUGCGAGACUGGACGCCUCCUGAAGAUGGGGAGCAAGAUGUGAUGCAACAGCACUGGAGAUGAUCUGCCAGUUGACAUGCGGGGACCGCUCGUCUGUGAUUUGAUCUGUGAUGAUCUCGGGGCCGCGAUAAAAACUGCUCUUACGGAAGGUCCGUGGGCGAAGCACGCUCGUCAGUCCAACUGAAGAAAAUUGUAGUGGCUAGGUGGACAACAAAUAGCGGACGACCCUUACGCGCGAGCAUUAUUUCCGUAGACAUUGUAGCUCUGCUUGAGUUUAAUACAACACCAUGGACACCACAUCUGGACGUGUGAGUGGCACCAGGCAUAUCCAUUCCAUGUUUGCUCGCAGUCGGCUGUUUUGACAGACAAGCAGACAUACGGCUGCCCAUCUGGAGAAGCCUUGGUUUUUAACGAUUUCGUUGGGUGUGCGACAAUGAGACUUGUCGUCCACUUAUAAUCGCUGGAUGGCGCCAUCACUUCUUUGGUGGACACACAUAUUGUGUGUAUCUGCGAGUAGCUUACCUGAAAUACCCUUGAUUGGGUAGAUGAAUAUCUGUGUGUGUGUGCGCACACCACUGAAUUGACUGACGAUUUACUUAACCAGACUUGCUUUAUCUUCCGGUCGAAGAAACGAUCACUGGCCCUAGAAUAGGCAUGUUAUGCCUCAUGUUUGCUGGUUGCAGGAGAAAUACCAUUAUUGGUUGCCUUCUGCCAUGAUAAAUGCAUCGCUAUUUUCU
Pollicipes pollicipes is the source of this 2661-nucleotide messenger RNA. It is a transcript of the gene Exd2, whose product is annotated as Exonuclease 3'-5' domain-containing 2. Gene Ontology annotation, biological process: nucleobase-containing compound metabolic process. The record is from RefSeq and is a predicted model, not a curated record. Gene Ontology annotation, molecular function: nucleic acid binding; 3'-5' exonuclease activity. The transcript has 11 exons. Gene Ontology annotation, cellular component: nucleus; cytoplasm. NCBI's taxonomy places the organism in Eukaryota, Metazoa, Arthropoda, Thecostraca, Pollicipedomorpha, Pollicipedidae. Bases 1 to 1701 code for a protein of 566 amino acids.